UAUAACUCGUCAAAGUUCUACUUCUUGAUUAUAAAAUUAAAAUCACUUAUUAAAUACAUGACUGAGUAUGAGUAUGAGUUGAAUCUUAUUGCUAAUGUCGACUCCAUAGCUCGCUAUUAGUCUUACCGUGCGGUAAUAACACGGAUGCCUGCUAAUAACUAAAACUGUAAUUGGCCUGUUAGUUUAAGGAAUCUUAAGCGUUCUUGUCUAAUUGUCUAUUUUUGGGUUAGUUCAAGAGUCUUAAGAAGAGCUGUUGUUUCAGACUGGUGAACUUCGACACGGACAAGGUGUACGCGUGGCUCAUCAGCACGAGUGGCACCACUGGCCUGCCUAAGGUCGCAGCCAUCAAGCACUCUGAAGUUAUGAAGGUUGUGAAAAUAAGCUCAAUUAUAAAAGGAAAAGAAAGGGUUCCUUUGUUGAACCAGUCAAGCAUGCACUGGAUAACAUCUUACUUAUCAACGAUAAGUAACAUCUCUAGCAACCAAUACAACGUGCAAACAUCGUCACCUCAAACCGUCGAACAUAUGAUUGAUGUUAUUAACAAAUAUAAGCCAACAAUGGUUAAUUCAAGCCCACUGCUAUUUGUCAACAUUGUGAGACACGAGAAAUACUGCGACCUUACGUGCUUCAAGAAAAUCGUCAUCACCGGGUUCACUAUGAACCCUGAAAUUUUUAAGCAACUGAAGGAAAGGGUGGGACCUGAAGGCCUCGUAUGGAACCUCAUGGGACAGACCGAAUGUGUCGGUUGUAUUCUGAUGCCAGCGCCUAACGGCCCUCAGGGUAAUUGUGGCUUUGAGCUGCCAUCGUUAGUACCAGUACAAUUGGUGGAUCCGACAACUGGCGAAGUUAUCACUGAGCCAAAUAGGACAGGAGAACUGUGGACUAAGGGUCCAAGGUUUACGGAAUACUACAACAACCCAGAAGCUACAGCGGCCGUGUUCUCUCCCGACGGCUGGUACAAGACCGGGGAUCUGCUGUACAGGGACGAAAAUGGAUUCUUCUUCUACGUGGAGCGCAUGAGCAGCUCGUUCAGAUAUCGCAACUAUUACGUCACACCUUUAGAGUUGGAACAGUUGAUCCUGGAGCACCCAGGAGUGAUGGAUGUGUGCGUUGUGGGCAUGCCGCACCCUGAGGACGGCAAGCAGGCGGUCGCGUGUGUCCAGACACGCCCUGGGUUCAGUCUUACAGAGCAGGAUGUUAAAGAUAUCGUUGCUGGUAAAUUAUCCGUUCCCAAACACAUACAUGGCGGCGUCAUUUUCGUGGAAGAUUUCCCUAGAACAGUCGCUGGUAAAAUCGCAAGAGGGAAAGUUUACGAUUUCAUCCUCGAAGUCCGCAAGGCAGUUUCAGAAUACCCCUGCUCCGGGAACACGAAGAAGUUAAUCAGCUCCUUCCAGCGGCUUUUCACCACGAACAACCUCAGAAUAGUUUCAACGGGGAGACGCUGAUUGUCUUGUAGAUAUAUUCUUUAAAUUAUUUAGACCAAAUAAGGCCAGAGAUUGUCAUCUAUCAUGUCAUAAGAUAUCAUUCUUGUGAUAAGAUAGAAUUAAGCCGAGGGAUGUUUGUUUUUUAGAAAAAAUACUCUUCAGCGCUGCUUUAAGACAGCAUUUAAACUACCUCGAUUAACAGGAAUGUAUUACGAUUUCGGUAACUUUUAAGGUUUUCCAGGAGUUAUAAUUCUAACCAAAAUGAUAAUCGUUGAUAGAAAACGUCAAUCAAAAAUUAAAUACCCCGGCCACAUACUCGACGUGUGGCAUAGGAAGUAGCGAGGGAAGUAGGCUGAGACGUAGUGUGACCACGUCAUGCUGCUCGUAAUGCUCCUGGUCAAGCUGCUCCCUAUUUUUGUCGGUUUUUUGGCCAUCAAAGGACCGGCAAUGAUUAUAAAGUAUAAAGCGUCGGGAUUAAUCACAUGAGUAGAACAGUGGUGUGGGCAGAGAGGGCAACAUCGCGGCAGCGUGAGGAGCAAAGCGAGGAGCAUAGGACCUUAUGGCGGCGGUACUAAUGUUUCAUGUGACUUAUUGUAGCAUCGGUCAAGCUGAUAAUGUUUUGUUUUCGUUUGGCGGUUUUUGAUGUAUGAUUGGUUAGGCCUUCUGGUUUUAUCAACUCUUGGUUGGUUAUGAUAUAAAUUAAUACGACCCAAAAGUUGAUAACAUUGAUAUUAUUAGUUGAUAAAAAAGAUACAAAUGACUAAGAAACUAAGAAAACAGACAUUCAAUCAGUGACCAUUUCUUCUUCCUCGCUUCUCCCGGCAUUAUUGCCACGGCUCAUGGGAGCCUCGGGUUCGCUUGGUAACUAAUCCUAAGAAUUGGCGUAGGCACUAGUUUUUACGAAAGCGAUUUCCAUCUGACCUUCCAACCCAGAGGGUAAACUAGGCUUUAUUGACUGACAAAUCAUUGACCAUAUGUCAGUCAAUUUGUUGUGUAAGUUUUUUAUGUAAAUACUCGUACUUAGCAAAUAAAAAAUAAUUAAAUAAAUACUUAUAUUACAGUACCUGUGUACCUAUUUGUAGUGUUUGUUUAUUCUUCAUGCAAAACUUUGCAUAACUAAGAGGGGCUUCAGCAAUAAAUACGAGGGGUAUAAGUGAACCAUUGGAAACGAGGGUGUGUUGAAUUAAAGACCCAGAUUCGCAAUAUUCUUACCCCCGGGGUUACACACAAUGUCUUACAUCACACUUGCGAAAAAACGAAAUUCUAAGCGAAUUAUUUCUUGAAUUCGGUGACAUUUCAUACAUUCGUUCGCCAUAUUGUAAUUUUUUGACAGGUUAAUCAUCGAAGGCACAUACCCAUCCGGCAUUCAGCCACGGUUGAAAAUUGUGUAAAAAUAUAUUAAACGGUUAUUAAAUUACAUAAAACAAAAACAGUAACUUAUAAACUUCAGUAUUUUUAAAUUAAAAAUGUUUUAUACCUACUUGGUUUGUCUGAGUUUGUGACAUAAUUAAAAAUCUUUUUUUACAAUCCAUAACACCCGAGCCUUUGUACACCUGCAUAUGAAAAGUUUUUAUACCAAUAAGUAGGUCAUUAUUGGAACUGCUGCCACUGUAAUCAUUUGAUAUAAGGAUAAAAAUGAUGUACAUAUAGGUUUAGUCUAAUAUCUUUGUUUAUUUAAGCUAUUACU
Molecule: messenger RNA, 3111 nt
Organism: Cydia pomonella (codling moth)
Lineage: Eukaryota; Metazoa; Arthropoda; Insecta; Lepidoptera; Tortricidae
Exons: 9
Coding region: 363-1445 (360 amino acids)
Molecular function (GO): CoA-ligase activity
Source: RefSeq, a predicted model, not a curated record